This is a messenger RNA of Bicyclus anynana (squinting bush brown), 6194 nucleotides long. It is a transcript of the gene Dh44-R2, whose product is annotated as diuretic hormone receptor. Gene Ontology annotation, molecular function: G protein-coupled peptide receptor activity; diuretic hormone receptor activity; peptide hormone binding. Gene Ontology annotation, biological process: adenylate cyclase-modulating G protein-coupled receptor signaling pathway; cell surface receptor signaling pathway. Gene Ontology annotation, cellular component: plasma membrane. The transcript is spliced from 10 exons. The record is from RefSeq and is a predicted model, not a curated record. Lineage: Eukaryota; Metazoa; Arthropoda; Insecta; Lepidoptera; Nymphalidae. The coding region runs from base 126 to 1088 and encodes 320 amino acids.
ACGUCACCAGCCUCAUCUACCUAGCCGGCUACUCGCUCAGUCUAGCCGUGCUCACACUCGCUGUGUUUGUUUUCCUUUAUUUCAAAGAUCUACGAUGUCUUCGGAACACAAUACAUACUAAUUUGAUGACCACGUACAUACUGUCAGCGUGUAGUUGGAUGUUGAACUUAGCGUUACAAAAUUGGUCAGAAGAAGCCAACCAGGAUCAAACUUCAUGCAUGAUUCUAGUCAUAUGCAUGCACUAUUUCUAUCUCACGAAUUUCUUUUGGAUGUUAGUGGAAGGUCUGUACCUAUACAUGCUAGUUGUAGAAACAUUCACUGCUGAGAACAUCAAACUUAAAGUCUACACCACAAUUGGAUGGGGUGCUCCUGCCAUAUUCAUCACAAUAUGGGUCAUUUGCCGAUGUUUCGUCUCAGAAAUGCCCACAACCGAUCAAGACGGGGUGGCAAUAACGGGCGCUGCCAAAAUGUGCCAGUGGAUACACGAGCAUCAAGUGGAUUGGAUUCACAAGGCGCCGGCGCUCGUGGGGCUCGCACUCAACCUAUUUUUCCUUAUAAGGAUCAUGUGGGUUCUCAUAACGAAGCUCCGUUCAGCGAAUACUCUAGAAACGGAGCAGUACAGGAAAGCGACGAAAGCGCUGCUGGUGCUCAUCCCACUGCUGGGCAUCACCAACCUGCUAGUUUUGUGUGGGCCCAGUGAUGACUCCUGGUUUGCGCACGCCUUCGACUACGUGCGCGCCUUGAUGCUCUCCACGCAGGGCUUCACAGUGGCCCUGUUCUACUGCUUCAUGAACACUGAAGUACGCCACGCCAUACGCUACCACGUGGAGAGGUGGAAGACUGGGCGCAACAUCGGCGGCGGCCGGCGGAGAGGGGCUUCCUACUCCAAGGACUGGUCUCCAAGGUCCAGGACUGAGAGCAUCCGGUUGUACAGCCACCCGUCGAAGCGGGAGUCGGCGGCUUCAGAGACGACUACCACGACGCUGCUAGUGCCACGGAUGUCACUUGCGCCUCACCACGAUGGCAGACAUCUGCAUGCUGAUUACAUAACAAGUGGGAGUGCUAGCGGGGAUCAGUCACCGGUGUGAGGAGGGGGGCGGGGGAGGCUCUCGCGCCUGCGCACUCUGCCCGAGGAGGACGCCCCUCCCGCCUCUCCCGCCUUCGCCACCCCGCACCCCACCGCUAUGACAGCUUCACACUCAUCCAGCUCGCAAGCAACGACGACUUCCGGAAACUCCAAGUGCAACUCCCAAGACCACCUACAAACGUUCGAAAACACAAACUGUCAAAUUGAAAAUGUCAAAAAUGACAGCUGUCACAAAGGCGCACACUCACCGAACUGUGAUAAUAAUAAAGGGAUUGUCACUUACUUCACUUUCCACGAUAACGCCACUGUUGUUUCUACCUCAAACUGCAAUGAUCUCAUCACAAAUGAAAAGUUUCCCGUCUCUCCUAACGGUCCUCUGAAGAGGCUUGAUCAUAAGUAACGCUGUAAAUAUUCUAAUAUUCUAAUAACAGUUCACAUUGACUUGCGAUAUUGACUUCGAUUGUUGUCGCCAAAUUUUGUAUAAAAUACAAAAAAAACAAUUUGUAGAUGACUAGCCCAACUACCAUUCAUCACUACUUAAACCAAAUAACGGACAGACAGACAGACGAAAAUUUUACUGAUUGCAUUUUUGCAUCAGUAUCAAUCACUAAUCACCCCCCUAAUAGUUAUUUUGGAAAUGUAUUUCAUGUACAGAAUUGACCUCUCUACAGAUUUAUUAUAAGAAUAGAAGAUAGAUAGAGAGAAAAUAAGGUUAUUUCGAAACUCACACAUAUAAACCUCGUUACAGAAUAGCGCUACUGGACCUUUAUUCUGCGCAAGCGAGGAUUAAUUCAUUAGAUCAAAAUAAAGCGGUAUCUGCGGUUUCACCCGCAUAGAUCCCGUAUCUGUGGCUAGAUAUCGCAAGUCAAUGUGUCUAUUAAUUUUGCUGUAAAUAACUUAUGAUAUUUUUUGUAUAUAUAGUUAUUUAUAGGACAGAGGGCUAUAAUAGGGAAGGUCUGAGUAUUUUACUCUUUACUACAUACAAAUUAAACAUUAAAAACCUCACGACUGAACCGUUUUGUAUAUGCUCUACUUGCAGAUCACAUGUUCAAAUCACAUUAUCUUAUUUUUCAUUUCAACACAACAUGUUUUUUUAAUUAAUAAUAUAUUUAAACAGUAACCUUUCAAUGACUUAAGGUUAAGGAUGUUUAAUAUUAAUUGAUUAUGAAAAUUUCCCUGUACAGGGCGUUGCGAAGUAUUUCCCAUAACUUCAAGAUGUUGCCGAGUCCACUUAUAAGAACCGAACUGCAUAACUUAUAUUUAUUUAACUAAAAAAUAAAUAAACUUUUAAUGUUCUCAUACUAAGUAAUUCAAAUAAUUCCGACUGUCUAUAUAACACACGCCUUUAUCUAUCCUUGCUACAUUUGGCUACGUCAUUAUUAUAAGGAUGCGUAUAUUUUAAGAUCUAUUUGCAAAAUACUCCGAAAAUAUUCAUUAUAGAACCCAUGUUCUUUGAACAUUUUAAAUUAAUUUUUGUUAAAGAAUAUUGAGGUAUGGGAAAUACUCCCGAGCACCCUGUAUAUAUAUCUAUCUGCCGUAGUAGUUGUAGCUGCUGUGUUUUUGUGUACAGUACGGCUAUUCUGUAACGAUGUGUAACGAUGAACGAUGACGAAUGUGUUUUAACUCGCAAGUGCAAGUUUCGAAUUCACCUCAGGGUUCCCAACUUAGGGGAUUUCCCCCCAGAUUUAGGGGGCAAAUGAGUAAAAUGGGAUUUUUUUAGGGGUCUGAAAUUUUUAGGAAUAUUUUCAGGGAUUUUUUGACUCUUUAAUAUUUUUAAAUAGCGACUUACAACGACAUAUAAUACGUUAUUCUACAACCAUUCUGAGGCAACUGGCGACAAUUUUCAUCGAAUAAAAAAAAAUUGGUAAAAUUGUCAACAUGUAUGAUUUCAAAAAUCUGAAUCUUCAGAUAAAGACGUAGUAUUCUGUCUGUAUUAAAUAUAUACAUUUGAAACAGCAUAUUAUUUCUAAAUUAUUAUAAAUUUAUAUUUUUUUAGGGGGACAACUCAAUCAUUAAGGCAAUGUUAGGAGUUUUUGACACAAACUUUAGGGAUAAAUAUUUUGGAGAGUUGGUAACACUGAUUCACCUCUAUCUUUCUCAUUCUAUAGUAUUGUGUUAGACAGAGAGAAAAAGAUGAAUUUGAAACUCCCACUAGCGAGUAUAAGUGGUGUAUACAUUCACUUCAUUACAGAAUAGCCCAGCUGCAACUAAAACAAAUACAUUGAACGGUAAUUCAUACCAAUAUAAAUAAUAUUGAGUAUGUACCCAAGACCUUAACGUCACGUUACGUUACGUUAUUGUUUCUCAAAACAUUAUUUUAAUUUUAAAAAUACAAACAUUCUUUUUUUUUUGUUAAAGGCAUUGGGCAAAUUUCUGGAGUCUUAACCCAAUGCGGCCACUGAUUAAACCUUUUUUGAAAAAGAAUUGUUUGACUGUUAAAACCUUGUAAAAUAUUAUUUCUGUCCAAUGAUAAACCUUUGUUGAUUUUCAUAACUGGAGGUAGGUAAGAACUUUUUUUAUAUAUGUGUGAGUAAAUAAACAUAAUACAGACGAAUGUCCAUUUUAUAAAGGUUGAUAUCAUGACUUGGGCAAAUUUGCCCAAUAACCUUUUACUACCUUUUACUUGUAUAAAGAGCAAAUAUACUGCCACAGAAGACUACGACUUCUAAAAAAACAACCUGUAUAUUUAUUGUAAUAUACUUUAAAUUAUAAUAUUAAUUUAUUACAAUGUCUGAAUGUUUCAGCAUUUCCACUUAAAGUUAUUAAAUAGGUAUAAAUUAAUAACAUACAUUCUAAUUUCUACGAUAAAUGGUAAGUAAAGUAAAUGUGUACAUAAUUAUAAAGAAAAAAUCAUCUGUAAUAUAUUUUAAUAUUCCACACAAUGUAAAUACUAACCUACUAUUGUAUUAAAACAGAUUUUAUGAAUGAUUAUUCCGAUUUUUAUAUCGCUUACAGGAAAUCCCUUUAUUUCUCAGAAUGUUCUAUACAGUAAAACCUUCUUAUUCCCUAAAUAAAUAUGCCGUGUCUACACACACCGCUAAUAUGGAUUACUCAAAAAAUAAAACACUAAACCAGUGAAAAAAGCUUUUAUCGUUACCAGUUAUUUUACAACGAACAUGAAAAACUGACAGUCACGGUAUGUAAGGUAAGCAAGUAGUGAAUUUAUAGCUUGGCAAAGUACAUUGAUUGCACUCCCAUGAUAUGCGGGCGACGGGGGUCGAAGGACUACGCGGGUGUGAAGUCGUGUAUACGGGGCAUAGACUAUUAUAAUAUAAUGUUAUGUUAUUUGGGAUAUUCAGAUAUAUCUGAAGACUAAUCUGUAAUGUAAUAAGUUACUCAUAUGUGUAGCGGUGAACUUUUUGCUGUCAUUGCUACCCGCCUCCCGGCCCCCGCGGACCAUCGGGAGUGUUAUAAACGUAUUUGCCAAGCUAUAGAUAAUGGUGGCUUAAUUUAAUUAAUUUAAUAAGGUUAAUUUAAAAUUAAAUUAGCUGCUGGCUCCCAAAGCCAACACGGCCAAAUGCAAGUUGCUUACCGUAGAUACGUGCAGGAGCUUACAUGAAACCGCCAAAUUAAAAAUAACGAAACUUUUAACCACAAGUAGAGUUGGUCACAACUACCGAAUAGUGUAAACGCAAAAUAAGCAGCUUUGACUGUAUAGUACUAUAAUAUAUAUAUAUCUUAUACGUAUAUUACGAAUAAGUAUAGCGAAAGGCUAGCUUAUAUGUGUCUAUAUAUUAAGUACUUAUAAUUGAUAUAUGUAAAUAUAUAAAUGUUGCCAAAGUUUUGUUAUAUUUGUAUCACUAAAUAUUUUAAUUAUAUUUGAUAAAAAAGUUAAGAUAUUGAUAUACAUAUAAUUAGGUGAAAUUGGGAAACAAAGCGCUAAUGUAUAGUAAAAAUUUAGCAUAUCGUAAUUUUACAAAUUUUCAUUUGGUUAAUGAGCUAACGAAUAAAUACAAUAUUAAAUUAUAUUUCUGUAAUGUACUGAGUGAGGUAGUAAGUCAUAUUUGCUGUUUACCUAAUUAUAAUGCAUUUUUAAUAAAUACCUAUUCCUAAAAAUUGUAUGGAUAAGAAGAUAUUUUUAAAAAGUCUAUUCACUGAACCGCUGGGAUAUUCGCUAACUCGGUGUCUUUCGGGGGAUGAAGACAUCCAAGCCUGUUCGACAUUAUUACUGGUUUCACCAGCGUAGUUACCGUUCCCGUGAGAAUAUAGUGAGAAAAUAUAACCUUGCUUGCUUUGCUUGAUAAAUGGGCUAUCUAACACUGAAAGAAUGGAGAUGUCCCAAAAUGGGCUUAUGAAUUAUAAAAUUCAUAAGCAGGACGAUAGUAUUUUUACGGAUAGAAGAUACAAAUUUCUGUUCAGAAAAUAGUUUUCAGAAUUUUUGGAACCCGCAAUAAUUAGACAAAUAUUUUUUUUUUGUUUUUCUCCCUUGUCUACAAAUUAAACAUAGACAAUACAGAAGUGUUCAAAACAGCCAAUAAUGAAUACGCAUCUUCUAGGGAAGCUCGCUCUAACUAAACCCCAAUUACUGCUUUUUAUGAGUCACGAGCAUGUUUUUUUUUUCAUAAAUAAAUAAUACAGAGUAAAACAUAUCGCAUAUCUACGAAAUUCUAUUAGAUACAAACGAGUUUGAUGGCUUUCAUACACUGAAAACAACCGAGUUAGUGAAUGCUUAUCCUAAAUUUUGUAUAUAACUAGUCAAGAUGAUUUCAAUUUAAAAUAAAAUUAUCAAAUUCAUGAUUCGCUAAACAGACUUUAAACAUAAAAUCACAUAAGAUUCGCUAAACAGACUUUAAACAUAAUGUCACAUAAUCCCUAGGUUAAGAAAAACGAAAUGGAAAAUUAAAAAGUAACAAAUUUUACAAUGCGAAAGAUUUGCGAAUAUCUGUCAUUAAGUUUUAAUAUUGGUGUAACUUCAUGUAAAAACUCAUUGUGAAUUUCUACAUAAUUGUACUACAUAAAGUAAAGAUUAUAUAAUAUUAUAUGUAUACGUAAUAACAUAAUAUAUUAAAGUUAUAUAAAUAUAAAUUCAUCUGUACCCAGUGGCUCGUAAAUGCUCCUAAAUGUACGUAAUAAAUGUUUAUAUCUUUAAUAAAAUAUCUGAAAAUUU